Molecule: messenger RNA, 1803 nt
Organism: Pogona vitticeps (central bearded dragon)
Lineage: Eukaryota; Metazoa; Chordata; Lepidosauria; Squamata; Agamidae
Gene: OLFML3
Product: olfactomedin like 3
Biological process (GO): signal transduction
Source: RefSeq, a predicted model, not a curated record
CCCUCCCCCUUUUGCAGACAAACAGUCAAAACAUUCCAAUGCUGUGAGCUAGAAUCCGGUGCAGAGAUCCCUGACAAAACGCAAAACAUCAGGUACGGUCAUGGCUCACCAACAUGCCUUACUUCUGCUGAUAAUCCUGGCUGGCACUGUCAAUGGGCAACAACAGCAACAGUUAAUGGACUACAUGGAGAGGAGACUGGCUGUCUUAGAGGAACGGAUCUCCCAGUGGCAUGAUCAGAGUAGCCGUUACUCCACUGAGUUGAGAGAUUUCAAGAACAAAGUAAUUUCCAUGCUGGAGGCAGUGGAGAAAGAACGAGAAACACUUCGUGCAGAGGUAGAAAACACUGCGGUAAGAGUGGACCGGCUGGAGCGAGAAGUGGAUUAUCUUGAAACCCAGAAUCCUGCCCCACCCUGUGUGGAAGUAGAUGACAAGCUCACAGAAAACCAGGUGUCUACUGCCAAGAAGCGCAAAAAUGAGAAGUAUGACAAAAUGACAGAUUGCAGUGACACGGUGUCCCAGGUGAAAGCCAUGAAGAUUCUGAGGCGGUUUGGCAGCACAGCUGGACUCUGGACCAAAGAUCCUGUGGGUAACUCAGAGAAGAUCUAUGUGUUUGACGGCACCAGCAAUGACACUGUUUAUGUCUUUCCCAGAAUGAGGGAGUUCACACUCUUCUCCGCUACCCGGAAGGCUGCGCGCAUCAGGUUACCCUACCCUUGGGUUGGAACUGGACACUUGGUGUACGGAGGCCAUCUUUAUUAUAUCCGACGACACGGCACAUUCCAGGUCAUUAAAUUUAGCCUGGUCAACAAAACUAUUGUUGACAGUUCUGUUUUCCCAGCUGAGGAGCAGAUCCCUGUUUUUGGUCUUUCUUCAUACAACUACAUUGAUCUGGUGGCAGAUGAGGAGGGGAUCUGGGCUAUUUAUGCCACCCAAGAAAAUGAAAGAAACAUAGCGUUGGCCAAAUUAGAUCCUGCAUCUUUAGACAUUGAGCAAAUGUGGGACACACCAUGCCCUCGAGAGAAUGCAGAGAGUGCUUUUGUCAUCUGUGGAGCUCUCUAUGUUGUAUACAAUACCCGGCUUCCGAGCAGGUCCCGUAUCCAGUGUGUCUUUGAUGUCAGUGGCUCCAUGGCACCUGAAGAUGCUGCCCUGAUCUACUUCCCCAAGCGGUAUGGCUCUCACUCUAGUAUGAAGUACAAUCCCAAGGAGAGGCAGAUCUAUGCCUGGGAUGAUGGUUAUCAGCUGAUCUACCGCAUGGAGAUGAAGAAGAAGACUGAAGUCUGACAGGUUUAGGACUGUGGUGGGAAGUGAAUCAUAAAUGUCUUUCAGUACCUCAACACCUUUCAGCUGUCGCAUGGUGGCAAGUGGCACAUAGCAUGUACAGUAGCCACAAAAACCACUCAUUCAGCUGGACCUUUUAGCAAAGAAUGAUUUCUUGAUAACAUUAAGUGUUUUGAAGCCACACGUUUCCCGUAUUUGGGCUUGGGUGGGGGAACUGCCAACUGUUUUUCCAAGUACAGUUAAAAUCAAAACAGCAUGGCCUUUAACACGAAGACAGACCGACAGACCAAAUGAUUUUUAUGUUUGGGGAAAAAACAUAAAAGUUUUGGAUUUAGGCUUAAGCCGAUGUGACUUUAACCCAAAUAAACAAUCCCUCUGCUUGUUUAUUCUGGCAGUGGGAUCAGGCCCUAAGCUAACUAACCUUAAAGAGGUAUAUUUUCUGGAAAGUCGGUGAUAGUUAAUACAAUGUUUCUUGUCACUCUGCCUGUUUUAGUUUGUAACUGAAUAAAGCCUGAAAAUCCCAA